Pieris brassicae (large cabbage white) is the source of this 652-nucleotide messenger RNA. Its product is annotated as iron-sulfur assembly protein IscA-like 2, mitochondrial. Gene Ontology annotation, molecular function: 4 iron, 4 sulfur cluster binding; iron ion binding; 2 iron, 2 sulfur cluster binding. Gene Ontology annotation, biological process: iron-sulfur cluster assembly. The record is from RefSeq and is a predicted model, not a curated record. NCBI's taxonomy places the organism in Eukaryota, Metazoa, Arthropoda, Insecta, Lepidoptera, Pieridae. The coding region runs from base 144 to 566 and encodes 140 amino acids. Gene Ontology annotation, cellular component: mitochondrion. The transcript is spliced from 2 exons.
UGAACAUCUUUCAAAAGGGGAAAAAUAACAAUGUCUUUUAUAUUUUGAUAAUGAUUAUCGUUAAAAUUUCGUCUUAGUAUUGGUAACAAUAAUCUUUUGUAAAGUAACCUUAUCUAUUAUGUUCAUUAAUAAUUAUUUCUAAAAUGUUUACCAAAUGCUUUAUGUCGUCAAUGUUAAAUAAUUCCCGAUAUUUACUACGAUCUAGGAUAUAUUCAACGAAAAAUGCAAUUACACCGAAUGAGGGAGUCCUUCUGAGUGAAACCUGUGUGAAGAGACUGAAAGAGCUAUGUACUGAUAAGAUCUUUUUGAGAUUAUGCGUAGAAAGCGGGGGCUGUUCAGGCUUCCAGUAUAAAUUUCAUCUAGAUGACCAGCUAUCAAAUGAAGAUAAGAUCUUUGAAAGAGAAGGUGUUAAGUUAGUGAUUGAUGAGACAUCAUUGGACUACAUCAAGGGUUCAACUAUUGACUACCAUACAGAAUUAAUUAGAUCUGCUUUUAGAGUUGUGCAGAAUCCAAAUGCAGACAUUGGUUGCUCAUGUGGCGCCAGUUUUUCCAUCAAAAUUGAUUAGACUUAAUAUGUCAUAAUUCUAAUACCUGUACAAAUGUAAUAUAUAGCUCUAGACUAGGUUUUUAUUAUAUAGUGAAAUCUUUAUUC